AAAGUGGUUACCCAGGCCCAAUUGUGGUACCAAAGUGAACUCCGCGCUGGCCGUGAAAGAACACUCUGCCAUCUUCCUCGCCGGACGGGAUCCUCCCGCACCAGCCUUCACCGACGGGUCGCUGGCCGUGCUUUCGAGGCUGCCCCCAUCGGAGACGCCCAGUAUCUGAGCUAGCAUGGAUAGGAUGCGGGAUGCCUUGGAGCGGGCCAAGAUGCUGGUCGGCAUGGAGUUCGACGAGGAGUCCGCGCCGCCGCCGCCUGAGGAGCAGUCCUUCUUCGACGACAUCAACCGGCACUGCACCCUCAACACCACCCAGAGGUUGUAUGGUUUUGCGAUAUGCUUGGCUGCCGGUUUGACUUGCACUUUCUUGUCGAUGAUCGUUUUCUUCAAUCCUGUGAAGUUUGGAGUUACAUUCACGCUUGGCAAUGCGAUGGCACUCGGAAGUACAGCGUUUCUUAUAGGUCCCAAGAGACAGUUUGAUAUGAUGCUUGAUCCUGUCCGUAUAUAUGCUACUGCUAUAUACAUUGCAAGCAUCAUAAUUUCUCUAUUCUGCGCUCUCUUAGUUCACAGUAAGCUGUUGACUCUACUUGCCAUCGUCUUGGAAUUUGGUGCCCUUAUCUGGUACAGUCUAAGCUAUAUACCCUUUGCACGAUCAGUUGUUUCGAAAGUGAUGGCAUCUUGCUUCGACACUGAAUUCUAGAGCAACUAUCAUGAUAGAUCUACCUUUGGUUGAUGGAACAGUAGUCUCAUUGCUGGAUCAGUAGAUGCUGCUGAUCUACUGUGUACUUUUAACCAAGGCCAUGGUCUUCUGUUAUGCUCAGAAAUAAUGUUAACCUUUUCCCCACUGUUGCUCCCUUCUUGCGCACAUAUGUAUAUGACGCUCCUUUGUUCCCUUUGGCUUGGGACAUUUCAUGAACAGUGCAUUUGUCGUGGAUUGGUAGGACCAGCACCUGAUAACGCGGUGUUUGUGUGGAAAUCCUGCUUGCUUAAAGUCAUAUAUGUUGUCAAAACUUAAAGUCCUA
This is a messenger RNA of Aegilops tauschii subsp. strangulata, 1022 nucleotides long. NCBI's taxonomy places the organism in Eukaryota, Viridiplantae, Streptophyta, Magnoliopsida, Poales, Poaceae. The record is from RefSeq and is a predicted model, not a curated record.